Octopus sinensis (East Asian common octopus) is the source of this 1434-nucleotide messenger RNA. Its product is annotated as cofilin. Gene Ontology annotation, biological process: actin filament severing; cell motility; actin filament depolymerization. The record is from RefSeq and is a predicted model, not a curated record. Gene Ontology annotation, cellular component: cytoplasm; actin cytoskeleton; actin cortical patch. The coding region runs from base 324 to 773 and encodes 149 amino acids. Gene Ontology annotation, molecular function: actin filament binding. NCBI's taxonomy places the organism in Eukaryota, Metazoa, Mollusca, Cephalopoda, Octopoda, Octopodidae. The transcript is spliced from 2 exons.
UUAGAUCUUUGGAAACUGACAGGUUGCCCUUAUAACUAGGUCGAAAUCUUGUUAGCAAGUGUUAUUUUGUCGCAACAUUUUGGUAUUCUUAAAAAGGCAGUUUACCUCGCUCCUGCUCAUCUUAUUAAAGCAGAAGUAACUUUUAAAAAAAUAUUCACCGUGAUUCACUGUGAAUUCUGAAACGAAUUAAUAGGGAAGGUCUUUGUUCUCACCUCUUGCUGCUAAAUAUAUCCUGUCUAGUUGUGGUAUAUAAAGACCAGCCUUUACCGACUGCCUUAUCAUUUUUCUGUCUCCUUCGCUAUUUCCUUCUUCAAUAACUAAACAUGUCGUCGGGAAUUAUAGUGAGCCAGCAAGUAAUUGAUCUGUUUCAUGAUAUUAAAUCGAAAAAAAAAAUCCGGUAUUGCAUACUGGAUUUAAAUGAUACCGAAACGGCACUUGUACCAGGUGAAUGUGUUUUAAAACCGGAGCCUGCAGACGUGAGUUUAUGUGCUGUGAAGAAAGAAUGGGAAAGCUUUUGCUCAAAACUCACACUCAACGACUGCCUCUAUAUUAUAUACGACAUGAAUUACCAAAGACCUGGUGGAGCGCGGAGAGAUAAACUUCUUUUAAUUAGUUGGUGUCCAGAGAGUUCUUCUACUCGUAAGAAAAUGAUUUACACCUCAACUCUUAAUACUUUAAAAAGUGCUUUGGCUGGUAUUCAAGUAGAAGUUCAAUCAAAUGAUUUGGGUGAUCUAGACUUUGAGGAAGUACUACAGAAGGUGGACAAAAGCUGAAUAUUCUCAUCCAUAUUUUGCAAAAAUGUUAUGUAUAUAUAUACAUACGUAUAAUGUCUCAACUCGCAUUGUAUUUGUCUGACCAUGAAAAUUUGUUUUUAUUUUUUUAAGAUUUUCUAAAGCAACAAAAAUUUUAGAUUUCAUAACUGAUAACUGUUUCAUCUGUCUGUUGUACACAACAUUUCUUCUCUGCUAUUUUAUAAUGAACUAAUUUUUAUCUGACAUUCACUAUCUGGUUCUUUUUUUAUGUUGGCGACAUAAAUCCAAAAAUUUAAAGAAAUACUGCUUAUGAAUAUUAAAGGAUUUAUUUUUCUAUGUGAAGUUAACAAGAAAUAUUUAGUAUAAACUUCCAUUGUGCAAAGCAUGCCAUCAUGGAAAAAAUUAAUUAUACUGAAUUAAAAGCUGAAGUGUUAACAAGCAUGGAGAACAUGACUUUCAAGUGCUUUAAACACGGAAUGGUGUAUCUGCCCUUAGAUUUACUAAACUUUAGCUCUUUAAAAAAAUUGUAACAAAUGGAUAUUCAGUUUAAAUUGCUGCUGACUGCUUCUUCCCAACGUGGUUAAACUUUGGUCUGCAUCUUGCUCAGCCAGUAGCUUUUAAUGUCCAUAACAUUUUUUUGAUUUUUAUAUCACAAUAAAUUUGACACUAUUGAAAAUAAAAA